UUUAAUAAUUUUAAAUUAAAAAUUGACAAGCAACUUGACACAUCGUCGGAAUCAUUGAUAAAUCAUUCAUCGAAAAUUAUUUGUAAUUUUAAUGCAAAUGCAAUUUAUGUGUAUUUUGAAAAUUCAACUUCGACGGGAAAUGCUGGAAAAAUAUUAAAAAAUCUGUCAGAUUGUGGAAGUUCUUAUAUUGUUUUAAGAAACAAAUUCAAAACAAAACCCCUCGAAGCCGUCGACGAUGGCAUCAUAAUGUAUUUAGUUUUAAUGGUCAAAAAUGCCUCCCAACAAAUCGACUUGAGUAUUGUACAAAAAAAAUCAGCUGCCAAACAUCGUUCCUAUUUCAUAGUCAUUGUUGAAGAUAGCACCGAAAUUACCUCAAAAUGGCUAAUCGAUUCGUUUAAGAAAUUUUGGGACAUUUGGGUAUUGAAUGCUGUCAUAUUUUUUUGGAAAAAAAAUUCCAUACAAAUGUAUACAUUCUCACCAUUUACAUCGAAAAAAUUCUUAUGGAAAAUCGAUUCGAAUGCAAGUGGCAAAAAUGAUUUAUUCUUUCGUACAACACCCGAUAUGAAUGGUCGAAAAUUGAAAAUAUGCUUAUAUCCAGAUGAGACAAGGGCAGUUUUUCAACCUUCUGGGGAAAUUCUCGGUCCAGAUGGUCUAAUGUCUGCAUUUGUUGCUGAUCGACUGAAUGCAACAAGAGUUGUCAAAAUGCCCGAUGAGUAUAAAUGGUCUACACCGUAUCAGAGAGAAGGAAAUUAUAAUACAAGUGAUUAUUGUUUAAGUGAAAUUCGUUCAGCAAAAAGCGAUAUGGCUUUGAAUACUCGAUUUCUGUCGUAUGACAAUUUUCAAAAGAAGAUUGAACACACUGUAGUCUAUGAUCGUGAUGAUUUGUGUAUUCUAGUUCCAAAAGCUCAACCGGCUUCACUGUUUUGGAACCUUUUUCGACCAUUCCAGAUUCCAGUUUGGAUUGUCACUUGUUCUAUGCUCCUAGUGACCUACGCCUUCUGUCGAAUUCUUUUACCACAAACAAGUCAUUUGUUCUUGAAGCUUUACUCCACAAUGCUAACUCAUCCACUUAUCGCUACAACUCCAAAGCUGUCAAUGAAGAUCUUCCUGAUAUUUUGGUUUAGCUAUUGUCUUCUCAUAACUGGCGCCUACAAAUGCAAUCUCAUGAGCAACUUGGUCUUUCGAAUUUCGUUGCCAGAAAUCGAUAAUCUUCAAGAACUAGCAAAUUCGCCAUUCCAAUUAUUGAUACAUACCCGGCAUCAAAAAUUUAUUGACAAAUAUGUAAAUUCGUCGCCAGCGUAUGUAAAAGAAAUCAAGCGGAACACCAUUCCGGUGCCAGAUGAUUUCUUCAUGAAGAAGCUGAACACCAACGAUCUUGAUUACGCUUACUUGGAAAAAUUCCAUGUUAUAAAUUUUCGAGUGAAUUCAAGAAAACACUACAAUCGUGGAAGACCGCUUUUCCAUAUUAUGGACGUUUGUCCAAUACCUUUUCAGACUGUCUACAUUGUACCCUAUGGAUCGCCGUAUCUGGGAAUUUUGGAUACAUUAGUUCGACGAGCUCAGGAACAUGGUUUUGUGGAACACUGGACAAAACUUAUGGACACUCAAUUUAAAAGAUCUGGAAAAAGUGUCGUUCGAAAUAGUCAAGACGAUGAUGAUUUGGUGGUCUUGAGACUUGGCCAUCUUCAGGCAGCUUUUUAUAUAUUAAUCAUGGGUUUAAGCUUGGCAACUAUUAUACUAUUUGUGGAGAUUUAUCAAGCUUUUGGGAUUGGAUUGUUUAUAUACCAUCGCAAAGAAUGGCAUGAGGAGCAUUGUAUGGUAACAGGACGUUAUAGAACAGAAAAUGGGGCAUGCAGAGGUUACAUUUAAAAACA
Episyrphus balteatus (marmalade hoverfly) is the source of this 1874-nucleotide messenger RNA. RefSeq lists its product as uncharacterized. The record is from RefSeq and is a predicted model, not a curated record. The annotation marks the transcript as partial. The transcript has 2 exons. NCBI's taxonomy places the organism in Eukaryota, Metazoa, Arthropoda, Insecta, Diptera, Syrphidae.